CUCGAAACAGUUUCGCAGCGGUACUCCAGCAAUAAGGAGUUUUGGUUAAUUUCUCAAUCGAAACAAUUAAAGUUUGGAAUAUGUUGCGAAUUCUUGCGAUUGCACUGGCAUUCUAUGCCACAAUACUAUGUGCGACUGCUCAGCCGAAUAAUUCAUCAAGUCUGCCGGAACGCCAGCCCUUUACUUCGGACUUUUUCUUUCGUCAACUGUUCGAUGGGGAGAGCAGCACCUACAGCUACCUGCUGGCGGAUCUGAAGACUGGCGAAGCCGUGAUCAUUGAUCCCGUGCUGGAGCAAGCCAAGCGAGAUGCCCAGCUGGUCAAGGACUUGGGCUUCAAGCUCAAAUAUGCCAUCAACACACACAUGCAUGCGGAUCACAUCACGGGCAGCGGUUGGCUCAGAGAGCUGACGGGCUGCCAGUCGAUGAUUGCCGCCGCCAGCGGAGCCAAGGCGGAUCUGUAUCUGAGGGAGGGCGACCGCAUUGAAUUUGGUAGCCAUGUCAUUGAUGUCCUAGCCACCCCGGGCCACACCAAUGGCUGCAUGAGCUAUGUGAUCAAGAAGCAGGGCUGCGUCUUCACUGGCGACACGGUUCUGAUACGCGGCUGCGGGCGCACAGACUUCCAGGAGGGCAGCUCCGAAAGUCUCUACGAAAAUGUUCACACCAAGAUCUUUACACUGCCCGAUAACUAUCGCAUCUAUCCGGCCCAUGACUACAAAGGACAGCUGGAGAGCAGCGUGUGGGAGGAGAAGCGCUAUAACCCACGAUUGGCCAAGGAUCUGGAGGAGUUUAUUCAGAUCAUGGACAAUCUUAACUUGUCAUAUCCCAAUAAGAUAGAUGUUUCUCUUCCUGCCAAUCGAGAGUGCGGAGUCUACGAUAUACCCAAGGAGUAGUCCGGGAAAAUAUAUGUAAUGUUCGUGUAAUUAAAUUGUUUAAUAGAUGCAUUGAAAAAAUA
This is a messenger RNA of Drosophila obscura, 952 nucleotides long. RefSeq names its product persulfide dioxygenase ETHE1, mitochondrial-like. The transcript has 7 exons. Bases 81 to 890 code for a protein of 269 amino acids. Gene Ontology annotation, biological process: hydrogen sulfide metabolic process; glutathione metabolic process. The record is from RefSeq and is a predicted model, not a curated record. Lineage: Eukaryota; Metazoa; Arthropoda; Insecta; Diptera; Drosophilidae. Gene Ontology annotation, molecular function: sulfur dioxygenase activity.